Molecule: messenger RNA, 1238 nt
Organism: Hyposmocoma kahamanoa
Lineage: Eukaryota; Metazoa; Arthropoda; Insecta; Lepidoptera; Cosmopterigidae
Gene: Caspase1
Product: caspase-1
Exons: 1
Coding region: 41-931 (296 amino acids)
Biological process (GO): proteolysis; apoptotic process
Cellular component (GO): cytoplasm
Source: RefSeq, a predicted model, not a curated record
CCAAAAGGUGAUUGUAUUUGUGCUUUGGUGUCCAGUGAAAAUGUCUGAAAAUCUAGAAAACGGUGAUAGUGCCGACAUGGGAGAGAACGAACAAAGACCAAAUGGCGGUGGUGAUGAAGGGGACGCAUGGGGCAAUCAAGGGUCCUCGGUGCGUCGCUUCGCAAGAAUGCCAGUGGAUAGAAAUGCUCCAUACUACAACAUGAGUCAUAAACAACGCGGUAUGGCAGUUAUUUUCAACCACGAGCAUUUCGACAUUCACAGCUUGAAACCUCGCACAGGUACUCACGUAGACUGCGAUAAUCUAGCGAAGGUUCUGAAGAACCUCGGAUUCCGCGUGACGGUUCUCAACAAUCUAAAGGCUAAAGAUGUUAACAAGUAUAUACAACAGACGGCUGAGAUGGACCACUCUGAUUACGACUGCUUGCUAAUCGCGGUGCUGACUCACGGUGAGAUGGGCUUGCUGUACGCUAAAGAUACUCAUUAUAAGCCAGACAACUUGUGGUAUUAUUUCACAGCCGAUAAGUGCCCUUCUCUUGCUGGUAAACCCAAGAUGUUUUUCAUUCAGGCCUGUCAGGGGGAUAAACUGGAUGGCGGUAUAACCCUGAGUAAUCGAACUGAGACUGAUGGUUGUCCAUCUUCAACAUAUAGGAUUCCAAUACAUGCUGAUUUCCUCAUUGUGUUCUCUACUGUGCCAGGGUUUUACUCUUGGAGGAAUACUACACGAGGAUCUUGGUUUAUGCAAGCACUCUGUGAGGAACUUCGCUUCUAUGGUGCAGAACGAGACAUUCUCACAUUAUUAACAUUUGUGUGUCAAAAAGUAGCUUUAGAUUUUGAAUCUAACACUCCAGACACGCAAGCUAUGCACCAGCAGAAACAAGUACCUUGUAUCACUAGCAUGCUCACUCGUCUUCUUGUUUUUGGAAAGAAAUAAUCAUGUAGUAGAAUAUUUGGGUUCUCUAUACUUAGAUAGCUAUAAAACCUUUUGAAAUUAGAUUUUGUUAGUCAAGAUACAAUAGGUAAAUAUGUGGCUGUUUUCAAUAUUGAAGAUUUUAAAAUGCCAUAGGACUAUUUAAUAAUAAUAGAUUAUUGGGUGUUGAAUAUUUACAUUUUAGUGAUUUUCAUAGUGUUUACUUAUUUAAAAUAGUAUACAGAACAAAGAUUUAUACUACUACAUUGAUAUUUUUUAGCAAAUAGUUUUUUAAGAUGUGGUUAUGAAAUCUCAUACUUAGUUUGAAAAG